Xyrauchen texanus (razorback sucker) is the source of this 3257-nucleotide messenger RNA. RefSeq lists its product as uncharacterized. The record is from RefSeq and is a predicted model, not a curated record. The transcript has 12 exons. NCBI's taxonomy places the organism in Eukaryota, Metazoa, Chordata, Actinopteri, Cypriniformes, Catostomidae. Gene Ontology annotation, molecular function: oxidoreductase activity, acting on paired donors, with incorporation or reduction of molecular oxygen, reduced ascorbate as one donor, and incorporation of one atom of oxygen. Bases 195 to 2234 code for a protein of 679 amino acids.
UGUUACUUCUCGUCUGUUAUUGGCUAUUCGGUCACUCAAAUCCGAUAGGCCACGCCCUCAUAUGUAUCCAAAUAAGGAAGAACUUAAAUAAAAGUGAAACAAUGUAGCGAAGCGAUACAACAAUUCAGGUUCGGUUAUUUUUAUUGACAGAUUGAUACUUCACGUGUGUGUUUAUGAAUUUGUGAAAUCUCCAUAUGCACUCGAAAAACAUGUCGUAUUGUCGAUUACUUCUACUUUAUUGUAUGUUAUAUUUAUGUGAUCCGUUUCGUGUAACGGUAACGUCUAGUCCUAGCAAUGCGAUAUCAUCGAAUAAUUUGGGACAUUUGGAGCAUAUAGACGCUGUUGGGUCGAGCACAGGUGACAAUGGUUCCAAAGGAAAGCUCAGUGAAGGUUUGGGGUUUGAACCGGGUGAUCCUGCGCCUGCAUUUCAAGUGCAAACUCUGGCCGGAGUGUUCGUUUAUCCGGAGAAAGUCUCGAGAUCCGCUCUUAUCAUUCAUGCAUUCACGAAUAAAUCCGCCUUUCUGGAGUGUCUGUGGACGUGGAACGAGUCUCUGUCUGAUCUGCUGGAGUAUCUGCCGUCCAGCGCUCAGGUUCUGUUCCUCUCACUGGAUGACACUGCAGCACAGGACGCGCUCUGGAUGAGGGAGCAAGUGUACAAAGCAGCAGCUCACAGGGGCAAAGAGAUCUUGUCCAGAUUGCAUUUCUCACCGACACCUGUGUACGCGCUUGGUAACUGGAUACCCCGAGUUCUGUACUCAUGGGGAUGUGGAGGACACAACUGUGGCCUUGCUCAGGUGCUUUUCACCUCUCCAGAAUGGACCAUACCAGUGAUCGCCAAGCGUCUGAAUGCCAGAUAUGACUGGUUGAAUGGACGCUGGGGUGCAGAUCAAUACAAAUUGUUGGAUGCAGGGAACGGCUGUGAACCAGUCACCUCUGUCAAAGGAGCUGUUGCCUGGAUAUCGGAAGGUGGCUGUUCUUUCUUUACUAAGAUUAAAAACAUGGCUGAAUCCAACGCUACUGGGGUUCUGGUGUACGCCUUGCCUGGGAGUCCCAUACAGGACAUGAACUGCUUGGGAGAUGAAUGUACCACUUCACUGAACAUACCUGCAUCUAUGGUCCAUAUAGAACCCUCUGUCAUACAAGCCCUACGAAUGGGGCAGGUGGUGAAUGUGACAUUCCAGCUCACACCUUCUCCAAAUUUCUUCUUUGCAAUCAACCAGCAGGGGGCGCUGGCUGAGAUGGGUUGGUGUCUCUACCCAACCUUCAGAUUCAUGGCCUGGCAAGCUCAGUGGUUUAUAUUCAAUGAGGGUUUGCAGGAGCAGUUGAGACGGCCUGCCCGUGUAGUUCCAGUGUUUGAUGGUCAUCUGAUGCACGGCGAGAAGGGAGCUCAGGCAUUGGUGGAUCUUCCUGGAGACAUGUUGGAUUAUGACGUUCUGGAGUUGGACGCAUCCCUGUCCUGUCCAGGCCGCAGGGAUGAGACAUGUGCUCAUUGGGAUCACACCGUACAGCUGUUUGUAUGCUGUGAUCAUGUCAGCCCAUACUGUAACCUGGAGCUAGGCCGCUGGAUCACGGCCUUCCGCAGAGGUACAGGUCAUUGGCUGACGGAUGUGUCCUCUUUGAUUCCUCUGCUUAAUAACGCGAGGUGUAACUUCACCAUGAAGACUGUGCCGUGGGCAAUGCCCUGGAUGACGUCUCUCAAUCUACGCUUCAGUCACAGCAACAAAACAGGAAACUACUCAGACAGACUGUACCCAUUCACGGUAACCUCACUCUACAAUGGGGGGACAUUUGACAAGGACUAUAACAGCAGAUAUCAGGAGAUUAAGUUUAAUAUUCCAGUUUCAACUAAAAAGGUGGAGUUAUAUGCCGUUAUCACAGCCCAUGGUUCUGACGAGAACUUCUGUGGUGAAUUCUGUGUGACAUCACAUCACUUCCUGAUCAACAGGGCCAACAAUAACACGCUUAUAUUUGAGUCAGCUGGAUCCGCGCUGGGCUGUGCCACACGGGUUCCUGAAGGAGCAGUGCCAAAUGAACAUGGCACCUGGUUAUAUGGCCGAGGAGGCUGGUGUGAUGGACUGCAGGUUGAGCCGUGGAGGACUGACAUCACCUCCCAGCUGGACCUGGGUGGAACUAAUUCUAUCCUUUACUUUGGACUCUAUGAGGGACGCAAUCCAAAUCCAAAGACUGACCCAGGGUACAUUAUUAUGUACUCCUAUCUUGUGUUUUAUAAAUGAUUUUACAAAUGGGGAAAAAAAAAAGUAGUAUUUUAAAUUCUUAAUUACAUCUUUGACAGCAUCAGUCAUUCAUUUUCUUACAUUCAAAAUCACUUUUGUUUAGGUGGCUUGAUUGAUUUUAGUAUUGCCUCUGUUGCUUCUGCUGUUUUUUAUUAAAAGGUGAAGUAAUACAAUUUUCUUCCCACAGCCAUUGAAAACUUGAAAAUAUCAGGGAAUUUUAAAACUGUGACUUAUUAUCAGAUUUAAAAUAUUGAAUUGCCUAAACAUUAUUCUUUGUAAGUGCAGCCGCUGUUUAUCACAACUAUUUGUGAUAUUUAUCAUUUAUGCAUUUAUCACAAACAACUUGAAAGUGUAUCAGCCAAAUGGUGUGGGAACCCUAAAAAUAUUCAAAUAAACAGUUUAUUACUGAGAUUAGCAAAAUUACUGAAUUUGUCUUUAGUCUUUUUCUGUGUCUUGGAGAAAUUUCCUAGUUUACUUUCUAUCUAAAUGGCAUAAUGGCUUCAUAAUGAGACUUCUUCUGAAGCUUUUCUUGAAGACAAUUAUGUGCAAUUAGACAACUUGAAUGUACUUCACUUGAAAUGGAAUGAAAGAGAUGUGUUGAUCUAUACUCUUGAGAAAAUGUCUUUUCACCUGCAAGGAGCAUUAUUGACUGACAUUGUGACAUUAUCUGAGUCAUACAAUAGAUGUCUCUGCCCAAGUAGUUUCCACACUUAUCUAGUUAUGAGAUUUUAGGUGAUCUGUUUAAAGUUAAGCAUUAGAACAGUUCAUGCAUUUCAGUGAGGUUUCAUGACCCCCAUUUGACUGCUGUGUGCAUUUUGUUUUUUGAUUUGUAACUUGUAGCACAUAAUAAAAAAUAAAAAACAAAUGGUUGUCCUCAUAUAUGUAAGGCGGGCAAAGUUGUGACAUUUUAAAUAACACCAAGCUAUAUAAAGUCCGAUACAUUUUUUUAAUCAAAUUGUUUAUUAUGUUUCUAGGAGUGUUCAUGUUUUUGAGAUGUUACAGACAUUACAGCUGACUUUAUGU